Molecule: messenger RNA, 3436 nt
Organism: Haliotis rufescens (red abalone)
Lineage: Eukaryota; Metazoa; Mollusca; Gastropoda; Lepetellida; Haliotidae
Exons: 4
Coding region: 392-2056 (554 amino acids)
Source: RefSeq, a predicted model, not a curated record
UCGCGUGCACGUUACAUCCGGGUUGAAGGUCCAAAUUCAAUGGGUGGUAGACAGAGAGCGGUCGCCAUGCUCGGGGUGCUGUUUGUGGAGGCAAUCACCAAUACCGGCGACACUACUUUGGAUUGCCAAUAGCUGUGAUAUUAGUAGUGCAUAAGCGGCCCUCAUGGAGUGUCAACAUCUGUGAUAUUACUUGCGUGGAAGGAAUCCUAUUGGGUCUCAAUAUAUGUGAUAUUACUAGUGUACUAUCAUAUAAACGGUCCACGGGGAGUGUCAACAUCUAUCACAAUACGAGCGGGCUUGGAAGCGUUCUUCAGUAGGUUUUACCGUCAGUGACGCAGAAGAAGCGGCACUUGGAGCUGACAGAGACGGCCCCCAGAUACCAGAUCUCGUCAUGGCGGGAUCACAUGUGAUCCAGAGGAACACAGAUGUAUUUCAAUUCACCGACAAGCCUGGACAGAACGUGCGCUUGGCGAAUGGUAAGACGUCAGCGCUGUGGUUCCAGCGUUGUUUCGACGGCAAGUGUUUCGUCACGGAACCUCUCUCCAGAGGAGGACGUCUAACACUGGAACUGUCCGGGAGUGGCGCCCUGCUUCUUGGUCUCCUCAACAGACGCCCAACAAAGUCCGAAGUCCGUGAUGUUGAGAACAAGCUAUCACCAAACUGUGUCUAUUUGCAGGAGUACGACAUGCACAAACAGAAGAAGUUUACAGUGUCACUUUCUCGCGAGACUUCUCGAGAAGUAAAACUAAAAAAUGAUGUCGAAACAAGAACCCUUGAGAUCAAGAACGGACAUAUUUUUCUUGCCUUUGAGCUCCUGUUUGGGGACUUUGUAAUGGAGCUCCUGUCAGAUGAUGGGAGGAAUUAUAAAUUUGACGCUGUUUGCGGCCCAAACAUACGGUACCCAUCACGAAGCUGUACAUCUGUUUGUCUUCAGAAUGCAUAUGGAGACACACUGUGCUCAGCCAGUCGAGCUGUUGAGAAAAGGGAGACAAUCCAUCUCAUCUUCAAUCCUGUUGAUGAGGCAAAAUGGUGUCAUAUGAUCACGUAUCUAUCAAAUAGGAGUCCUGCAAUGAUGGAUGCAAAUAAUAUGAAGAUGGGACUUAGAUCUCGCAUGAAAUUCAAAUUGCGUGGGUCUGUCCAACUUUGCUUUCAAGAUGGCGGCGUUCCUAGUUAUGCCUUCAAUGGAAGGAAAAAACGGGCUGAUGUUAGCGACCUUGACCUUUCCGCUCCCCUCUUUCUCUACAUGCAACUUUUUAGAGUACGAGUUGACCUCCAUACAGCUCGGCCAAUCUCAUUUGGACCGACAAGAUGUGUCAUCGAUGGUGCUGACAAUAGAUCUGGAGAUGGUCCACUACCACGCGAAUUGCCAAGAUCUGUCAUCGAUGGUGCUGACAAUAGAUCUGGAGAUGGUCCACUACCACGCGAAUUGCCAAGAUCUGACAUCGAUGGUGCUGACAAUAGAUCUGGAGAUGGUCCACUACCACGCGAAUUGCCAAGAUCUGUCAUCGAUGGUGCUGACAAUAGAUCUGGAGAUGGUCCACUACCACGCGAAUUGCCAAGAUCUGUCAUCGAUGGUGCUGACAAUAGAUCUGGAGAUGGUCCACUACCACGCGAAUUGCCAAGAUCUGUCAUCGAUGGUGCUGACAAUAGAUCUGGAGAUGGUCCACUACCACGCGAAUUGCCAAGAUCUGUCAUCGAUGGUGCUCAUGCUCGACCUGCGGCAGGCGCUGGUUCCUCAGAGUGUCUGAUGACAAAGAAGUCGUUUUCGAACUUGAUACAAAGCAAUUACGUUUAUCUGCAAGAAAUCCUUGAUCCAGGCCCUUUGGCGGAUCAUCUUUUAGCGGGUCAUAAAAUGUCCCCCACACAAGCAGAAGAGAUCCUGGAAUUGCCGACUAGGAGGAAGAAGUGUGAAAAAGUUCUUCACAUCCUCAUGAAAGUCCCUGACACUGAGGAGACAUUUGUAAGAGCCAUGGGAUAUCCACAGCACCCCCAGAAACACAUUCUAUUUAAACUCGGUUUGUUGGAAGGGGCUAGUUCCCGCGAUUGUGAAACGUAAGCUCCAUGAAAAUGUAAUUCCGACCUCCUGCAGAGAUGGCGGAUCCACGGAUUUUACAAAGGGUGUUGCUGGUUAUUCUCAUCUUCUUUGUGUGUUAGGGGAGGUGUUCAAAUGUAAACCUUUUACAUUACGACCCUCGGUUGUGUGGGUGUCAUAUCUAGAAUCAUAUAUUAUCCUUCUUUGAGCGUGCGUGUGUCGGGUUUGGGGAAUGCUACACGCCAAUCAGACAAUUAUGUACAUAUGCAUUUCCAUAAUACGAUGGUAUCUUCGGGCAGAACAUCACUGUGGCCCCUGACUUUCCCACCACUUGGUUUCGCCGCUUUGUUUUGUUGUUGUUUUACGCCGCACACAGCAGUAUUCCAGCUACAUGACGGCGGUCUGUAAAUAAUGAAGUCUGGACCAGACAAUCCAGCGAUUGAUGUCAUGAGCAUCGAUCCACGUAAAUGGGAUCAAUGGCAUGCAUAAACCACGUCAGUGAGCCUGACAACCUGAUCUCGUUAGUCGCCUCUGACGACAAACAUAGUUGCCUUUUACGGCAAGCAUGGGUUGAAGAAGACCUAUUCUACCCCGAUCUUCACGGGUUGGUUUCGGCGCUCAGCAGCACCCUGGUUGAUGAGUAAUGUUUAAGCCCCUAUAAUCAGAUUUUGUCUUGACCCUGAUGAAGGGCAAGAAGAAACUAUGAAACGUUGUGUGUGUAUAAUACAAAAAGUGGUCAUCCUUAAUACUCCGUGUCAUAACUAAUCUUGGGUACUGAGCAAUGGCCUUUGUAUACAUGUAGAAGUUUCAAACGAUUAUCGCCCAGUCGUCUAAGGCGCCACAAUUCGAUGUGCAGUGUUGCGUACCAUGGGCACGCCAGAAAUCUAUGAUGCAGGGAUCGAAUCCAGGUUCGCCCUGAUUAUGUUUCUAGGCACAGACACAAACAGACAGACAGACAGACACUCACACUACAUGCAGGCGCCGCGAUAAAUUGUGCAGAGUUGCCUCCUUUGGGCACACCAGAAACCUAUGAUUGUUGGUUCGAAUCUCGGUUCGCCCUGAUUAUGUUUCUAGGUUUUUUACAUCAAGCUGACACGCCGUGAUAUGACUUGAAAACAGAUCAAAUCGGCGUUAAACCCGACGAUGAAGUAAAAUUCUCGAAGUCGAUUGGUCAGAUUAACAAAGAUCAAUUUCCACUGGACGACGGGACUACUUUUCAUGUAUCAGUCCCAAAAAGACACUGUAACAGCAAUCGUAUUUUUCAAAUUGUGGCUAUUUUGUUAAGUAGUGAGUGAGUAUAUUUUUACGCCGCUUUUAGCAAUAUUCCAGCAAUAUCACGGCGGGGGACACCAUAAAUGGGCUUCACACAUUGUACCUAUGUCGGGGAUCGAACCCGGGUCUUCG